AUGCUUCGGAAAAUCAUCAAAUGCUCGAAUGCCGACUUUAUCCAAACAUACUUUCGACGAAGCUUCCUUGAUGAUACAUUGGCGGAAAGCAUAGUAGAAAAGUUGAGGGGCAACAGGGUCCUGUUAGAGAAUGGUUGGCCCGAUCUUCGCAUUGGAACGGAAAACGAAAACGACACGUUCGCACCUCUCUUCAAAGUCGCUUCGGCCGUUGCAAAGGUCGCCGAGUUCUGUGGGGUUCAGGAAAAGCGGAGCUUUUGGGUUGUGCCGAACCCCACGAAAGCGGGCGAGUUCGACGCUAUGGGUUAUCGACACUUGCCUGACGUGCGAUGUGUUAGCGAAGACACAUAG
Molecule: messenger RNA, 348 nt
Organism: Marasmius oreades (fairy-ring Marasmius)
Lineage: Eukaryota; Fungi; Basidiomycota; Agaricomycetes; Agaricales; Marasmiaceae
Exons: 1
Coding region: 1-348 (115 amino acids)
Source: RefSeq, a predicted model, not a curated record